AUGUGCAUUCUCUCCGUCAUAAUCCUCUUUACUAACUUCUACACCAGCGAUGGGCUGCUUUGCUGUAUUGCUCUGAACCGUUACCUGGCUGUGGUCCACCCGCUAAAGUAUCCCAUCCUGAGGAGGCUCGACACGGCCGUGAUGAUCAGUGUGGCUAUCUGGGUGCUGGUGGUCUCCUUCAAUACCUCCACCAUCAUCUGGACCGACUCGUACAACUCAGAUGAGCAGAGAGCCAUGUGUUUAGACGUGUUCCCCUUGAGGGACAGUCUGCUACAGGUCAGUGUGGCUCGUUUCGUCCUGGGUUUCCUGUUUCCUGUCCUGCUGGUGUCGUUCUGCUGUCGGGGGAUCUGUGUGGCAGUACGUGCCAACCAGGCCACGGAGGAGCAGGAGAGGAGACAUGUGUCCCAACUCCUGGUGAUGGUGCUGCUCACCCUGGGGCUCUGCUUUGGACUCAUCCACAUUAUGAUGCUCUUGCGGGGGCUGCUGGAGCACUGUGGGAGCCCCUCCUGGCUCUUCCUGCCCUAUAAGGUCAGUAUGGCGAUAUCAGCACUCAACAGCGUGGCUGACCCCUUCCUCUACUGUUUCAUCACCAGGCUGGGCAAGGCAAAUGUCACACAGGUGGUACACUACCUCCAGCGGAAGAGAAAGGUGAAUUGUCAGGAGGUGGUGUAA
Molecule: messenger RNA, 672 nt
Organism: Oncorhynchus tshawytscha (Chinook salmon)
Lineage: Eukaryota; Metazoa; Chordata; Actinopteri; Salmoniformes; Salmonidae
Product: psychosine receptor-like
Exons: 1
Coding region: 1-672 (223 amino acids)
Biological process (GO): G protein-coupled receptor signaling pathway
Cellular component (GO): membrane
Molecular function (GO): G protein-coupled receptor activity
Source: RefSeq, a predicted model, not a curated record